This is a messenger RNA of Aspergillus calidoustus, 2414 nucleotides long. NCBI's taxonomy places the organism in Eukaryota, Fungi, Ascomycota, Eurotiomycetes, Eurotiales, Aspergillaceae. The record is from the annotation of a GenBank genome assembly.
AUGUCUUACGAUCGAGUUCUCCCCAAGCCUGUUGCUCUGCAUUAUGAUUCACCCCAAGUCUCUCUAUCACGGCCAACCAGCAAUCUACUCGAACACAAGAUCAUGAACGACGAUAUUGUCAUGGCCGAGCAUCGGCCGGAGCCUGUUCCUACUCCCUCUUAUCGUUACUCAGAGAAUCUGCCCAAGGUCAACCUGCUGUCGCUCCAUCGGUCCAGAGUUGGCGGGAACCAGGCGCCUCCUUCGCUCCCAGCUCCCCUCAAAGCUCCCAGACCAACCGCUGCUCUGACAUCCAAGUCCAUCCCAUAUCGAGACCAGUCUUCAGUGUCCGAGCGUUCAUCGUCGUCCAGCCCAGUGAAGUCGGCAGCUCCCACCGGCUCUGUAGACGCAGCCACCCAGUUCUGUCUAUGUCAACCGGACCCAAAGAUUCCUCGACCACGUAAUGCUUUCAUUCUCUACCGCCAGCAUUAUCAGGCAGCGGUGGUAGCCCAGAACCCAGGUUUGGCUAACCCGGAGAUCUCCAAGAUCAUUGGGGAGCAAUGGAGAAAGCUCCCGCAGGCAACCAAGGAUGAAUGGAAGAACCUUGCAGAGGAAGAAAAAGCAAGGCAUCAACAACAGUACCCCGAGUACCGGUAUCAGCCCCGCCGUUAUGGUCGCGAUGGGAGUUCGAGAACCCUAAGCUCAGGAAUCAGUCAUAACCCGCCGGGUUCAACCAUCUGCAACCGAUGUGGCGGCCGUAUCAUGAAUCCACCCACAUCCCCAGGCACUACGUUUAGCGGCUCGAUGUCGAGUGGGAGACAUUCAGAUGCGUCAUUGCCGAGAGGUUACAGUUCUGACCAAGGUCAAAGGCCAAUGAAGCCUGGAAGCCAUGGAGAACCGCGAUCCUCUCGGCAGCGUCAGUGGGAUGAGAACGGACCCCAAUCGCCUGACUCGAAACGACGACGAACCAACCCUCAUCUGCCAUACAGAACAGAAUACCAUCGUGAUAGGAGUCCCACGGGCACCCCUUACUCCAUACCGUCACACGCAUCCAGGUCAGACAGUAUAAACGCACGAGGGUUUGCCCAGACAAUGCAAGCACAACGGGGACUUCGUCCAGUGAAAGAACAUCCAGGCCCGGACCCCAGCCUAAAGCUUCCGCCUUUGCAAACUUCAGCCUCUGUGGCAGAGUCCAUCACACCUGUCUCUGCUUACCCGCAGGAAGGUAUGAGUGCAGAGGCGGCGAUAAAGAGCAUCCCCUUCCUGAGUAGGAUCAAGCUUCUGGCUAAGAUAGCACCACCUUUACCUUUUACUUUCCGUGAAGGGGACUCGAGACGCCGGGGCCCUGUGAUCGCAGUUGAUGGGCAAGACGCAACAUUGGUGAAGACUAUAACGGAAUAUCUAAGCCACGCUUUGAGUAAAGAAGGGAAGUUCUACACCCGCAUUUUUGAAGGCCCCAAUAGUCAACCUGUCCGAGAAAACAGCGCAGAACCGGAGGAGAUGAACGAAGGUGCCGUCGAGUAUAUCAAACUCAUCUCGGCAUGGCAUCACAUAUCGGACGAAGUAAAAAGCUUCGUCAAGUCGGAAGCUCCGCGUCGGUCAUCGGAACCAAACUCGGGGACUAGCCAGAAAGGCUCCCCAGGCGUCUCGCCCCGAACUAUCAUUCACAAAACGACGGAUAUGCACAUCAGCUCGCCGCCAGCUUCAAGCGAGACUGGAUCGGAGGCCGCAUCAUCGCCUACGGAGACCAGUGGCGCCGGUCCAUUGCCUGUGGCGCUCAUUCCACAAUACCAGCUCACGACCGCGGACGCUUAUGCCUGUAUAGUCCCAAUCGGUGAUGAGUUCAAGCCUUUGGAUCACUGGCAGUGGAUGGCAUCUCUUUGGCGUGCCAACGUUGGACCUGACAUCACGGUUUACGUACGAGAGUGUGAUGCACAAGAGAUGAGGCAGGUUGGCGGAAACCCUGUGGAGAUCCGUCUGCAGGACUCGAGAACGGUCAUAAUCCGGAGACUCGUUAAUGGUCCUAAGGAACUGGAAGAGAAGCUUCUAAGGCGUGUGGGAUUCGAGAUUGAGGACUAUCUUACUCAAUAGGUUACUCUUCUUUAAGGCUUUUUGCUUUGGCAUUGUUUCGUGUUUCCGGUACCAUUUGGCAAGUUGGGGCUUUUGAAGGGUAGGGUUAUUUAUCUGAACUUAUAGUUUCAUUUGGCGGACUGGAGGUUUUCUGGAUAUUUUGCAUACUGAGGAUCAUUUGAAAAUCUUCACCCUUUUGAGGCGCCAAGUUAGUCCUAUGUUAUCGGUUAUUAUAAUGAUGUUUGCCAACAGACAGUAGUCAUUGAAGUUGCCACCAGCUAGUAACUUUUUUACUUGUCCUUCAAAUUCUUCUGGCGCUGACAGAUGCCUGAGGCGAAACUCCCACAGCCAAUGGGACCCAACUAGGG